CGCUCCUCCAAGACGGUCGGAAGUGGUGAGGCGACUCCGGGGGCCGUUGUUCAGCGCGGGGGCUGACUGAAGAGGCUCAGUGUCUUGGCUGGCUGGUCGGUUCGGCGUCUUUCCUCUCGUCCCAGGAACAGCUAAAGAUGGCUGAAUUUCUGGAUGGCCAGGACACUCGACUGUGUGACAACUGCAAAAAAGAAAUUCCUGUGUUUAACUUUACCAUCCAUGAGAUCCACUGUCAAAGGAACAUUGGUAUGUGUCCUAUCUGCAAGGAACCAUUUCCCAAAUCUGACAUGGAGACUCAUAUGGCUACAGAACACUGUCAGGUGACCUGCAAAUGUAACAAGAAGUUGGAGAAGAGGCAGUUAAAGAAGCAUGAGGAGACUGAGUGUCCUCUACGACUUGCCCUUUGCCAGCACUGUGAUUUGGAACUUUCUGUUCUCAAACUGAAAGACCAUGAAGAUUACUGCGGUGCCCGGACAGAGUUAUGUGGCAACUGUGGGCGCAAUGUCCUGGUGAAAGAUCUGAAGACUCACCCUGAAGUUUGUGGGAGAGAUGUGGAGGAAAAGAGAGAUGAGGUUGCCAUGCCACCUAAUGCAUAUGAUGAUUCUUGGGGUCAAGAUGGUAUCUGGAUUGCAUCCCAACUCAGACAAAUUGAGGCUCUGGACCCACCCAUGAGGCUCCCUCGAAGGCCCCUGAGAGCCUUUGAAUCAGACCUUUUCCAAAGUAGAACCACCUACCAAAGGAGCAUGACAGCCCAGUUUCCAAUUCAGAAUAAUCUAUUGGAAGAACAAGAAAGGCAGGAAAGGAAUAGAAGCCGACAGACCCUCAAAGAGGGUGGUGAAGACAGUGCAAACUUGGAUUUCAUGUUGGCCCUAAGUCUGCAAAAUGAAGGCCAGUCCCCCAACUUGGCAGAGCAGGACUUCUGGAGGGUCAUAUGUGAGGCAGACCAGUCCCAUGAAGGUCCCGGUGCUCUGAAUGACAUAAGGGGUGCAGCUGAUGAGACCAUGUUGCCUUGUGAAUUUUGUGAGGAGCUCUACCCAGAGGAACUGCUGAUUGACCAUCAGACAAGUUGUAACCCUUCAUGUGCCUUACCUCCGAUCAGUGUGGGCAAUGCUUCUCCCAAAGGGGUGGAGGACCCUGAUGUCAUCUUCCAGAAGUUGAUGCAGCAGGCUGCAAGUAGCCAGUUAGACUCUUUGAUGGGCCUGAGCAGUUCACCUCCUGUGGAGGACAGCAUCAUCAUCCCAUGUGAAUUCUGUGGGGUCCAGCUGGAAGAGGAGGUGCUGUUCCAUCACCAGGACCAGUGUGACCAACGCCCAGCUACAGCAAACAACCACAUGUCGGAGGGGAUUCCUAGUCAGGAUCUCCAGCCUCGACAGACCUCACCAGAGCUGCCCAAGAGGCGUGUCAGACACCAGGGAGACCUGUCUUCUGGUUACAUGGAUGAUAUCAAGCAGGAAAUGGCUAAAGGGCCCACCUAUCCUCUCCCUGCCAGCAGACCCACUAACAAUAUGACGGCUACUUCUAACCGCCUGUCAACAUCCACAUCAGGCUCCAGACCUGGGUGCCAGCCGAGCCCUCCUCGCGCUCUGAAGCUCAACAACUUAGACAGUCAGGGCAUCCAGGGGCACAAUCGAAACAGCCAUAAUGGGGCCCUGGCUCCUGGGCACGUUCCAGUGGUUCACUCUGCUCGAAGUCUCUACCCAGAAAACCUUGUGCCCUCUUUCCCCCGUGGGCCUUCAGGGAGAUACGGAGCAAGUGGCAGGAGUGAAGGUGGCAGGAACCCCCGGGUCACCCCCACGACCGCCAGCUACCGCAGCAGAACUGCAAAGGCAAAACCCCCCAAGCAGCAGGGAGCUGGGGAUGCAGAGGAGGAAGAGGAGGAGGAGUAACAGUGUCUGCAGGGAACUUGUGCAUCGGUUCCAUCUUUCCUGCACAACUUGCCGUGGUGCAGCCCCGCCUCUUGGGCUCUGUGGGUAGGGGCCAUCUGACAGAUUUAACUUUUUCUAGGCUAUGGCCAUUUUGUGUCUUUUGAGAUUGUGCUGUGGGAGUUUGGGGGUUUGAGGGAGGGUUAGCAGGGAGGCUGUUGAGAACGUUUCAGCUUUAGCUGCUGCCUUUUGGCAGCAUUAGUUACGGCCUCUCGGCCCACCAGGGCUUCAUCUUUUGACAUACUGUCACCACUGCUUCAUGGUGCUGUGUGGUCCUGGUGGAAAGAGGGAGGGUUCUGGAAACCUGGUCCCCACCAGUGAGGUGAUGCUCUUCCUGUGGUGGCCUAAAUUGGGGAACUUUUGGAUAUCCUCUCCUGUGUACUGCCCAUCUUCACUCUAGAAUUUGGGCCUCUGGUGUGCGUGGAGGAGCUUUGGUAAAGUGUUCAGGCCAGUUGCAAUAUGUGUUAGGAACGAGGUUUGGAGAUGAGUUGAGCCACAGGUGAGCGGACUAUGUACAGGCUUUGUUUUAAUCUGCUUCUUUGGCAUUUGGCAUCACUGCCUUCUGUUUCUGAUGGGGAGCAUGGCUCCUUUGCCUUCACUGCCUUCUGAUGGGAAAGGCCGGGGGCUCCCUGUCCCCUCCAGGGCUAUGCUGGGCUCUGUGCUAAUCAGGAGUGAGGCCUAAGCUCAUGGCUUGCUCUGAAAACCAAGUAUCAGAGCCCCCUCCCCCUCUUUUUAUUUUACUGUUAUUAUUAUUAUUAUAAUUAUUAACAUCCUUGUGAUAGAAAUAAAGUUUGUACUUGGAGUUCA
Messenger RNA from Physeter macrocephalus (sperm whale), 2729 nucleotides. It is a transcript of the gene TRAFD1, whose product is annotated as TRAF-type zinc finger domain containing 1. The transcript has 12 exons. Gene Ontology annotation, biological process: negative regulation of innate immune response. The coding region runs from base 138 to 1886 and encodes 582 amino acids. Gene Ontology annotation, cellular component: mitochondrion. The record is from RefSeq and is a predicted model, not a curated record. Lineage: Eukaryota; Metazoa; Chordata; Mammalia; Artiodactyla; Physeteridae.